CUCCUCCUCUUCCUCGCAGGGCAGGAUCCUUGUUCUUGAUUUGCCUGAUAGGUGAAGAAGUAGUUUCUCUCGGCGCAGCGCCGCUUGUGCGAUCCGUAUGGUUUCUGAAGCGAAUUUCUUGGGAACCGUUUUAUAAACAAGGGGGGUAAAAAGAGCCACCAUUUUCUCUGAAUUCUUUCUACUGCACGCCUGGGAUUGUGUCUUGUUGGGAAUGCUGCUUCUUUGGAAUCCAAAAACAACGCAAAAAAAUGCGCCGCUUCCUCUCACAAACAAGAUCUUCAUUUUUUUUUUCCUCGACUCGAUUGUUUUAGCCCAUGUCCUCAUGAUUGAGCUUUUCUUCCCCUUUGUGGUUUCUUGUUCUUCCUCAAAGUCCAACUGUCCAAGCCACUAGAUGGCGGUGGCAUUUUGGUUGGGGACGAAAUUUUGUCCCUGGAUUUGUCUGCGCUUCGCUUCUUGGUCUCUCUCAUCAGUCCCCUGUUUUCCGCCAUGAUUCCAUCUCUCCACUCCACCAACCAACCCCCUGUACUGUACCUUCUUCCCAACUGAUGAUUGCAUUGACUUGACUUGUUUGCAGCUGACAUACGCUCUCAUGUCCUGUCCUGCCCGGCGGAUCGGUUCUCGGUUCUGAGCUGAACGGGCAACUGGAGAGACCGUGCAGUCCUGAACAUGUUUGGUUUCUCGCGGCGACGGGGAAAACUUGGAAGGGGAGCUUGUUGACGUGAAAUUUGGUUGCUCGAGUAUCAGAGCAUCAUUUGAGUUUUGGCAGUUAAGUCGAAGGGUGACCCAAGUGAUUCUUUGAACAGCUCUAGGAGUCCUGUUGGCCCCAGUAAACACCUCAGCCUGCCCAAUGUAUAUGAUGCAGUUAUGACAUCAGUGAGUGGCGGUGCAGAUGAUCUUUCCAACCGCUGCUCGUCCGAUACCUUUGAUCCUGAUGGACGCACUUUCAAUAUUUCAGAAAAUUGGACUGUGCUGUCCACAGAGGGGAAUAAACCUACUCCUCGUUUCUAUCAUGCAGCAGCCAUUGUAAGUAGCAAGAUGGUAGUGUUUGGUGGUGAUUCUGGUCAACGCUUAUUAGAUGACACAAAGAUACUGAAUUUAGAGAAGCUUACUUGGGAUUCUGCGCCUCCUAAAGUUUGCCCAUCACCAAGCGGACGUUCAAUGAAGUUGCCAGCCUGCAAAGGUCAUUGUCUGGUUCCAUGGGGAAAUAGUGUCAUUCUUGUUGGGGGUAAAACUGAGCCUGCUUCUGAUCGUUUAUCAGUAUGGACUUUCAAUACAGAAACGGAGCUUUGGUCACUUAUAGAAGCCAAGGGUGAUAUCCCUGCAGCUCGAAGUGGCCACACCGUGAUUAGAGCUGGUGCUACAUUGAUACUUUUUGGCGGUGAGGACACAAAAGGAAAGAAACGGCAUGACCUGCACAUGUUUGAUCUAAAGUCAUCAACCUGGCUUCCAUUGAACUAUAAAGGCACUGGACCUUCUCCAAGAUCCAAUCAUGUCGCUACACUGUAUGAUGAUAAGAUCCUUCUAAUUUUUGGAGGCCACUCAAAAUCCAAGACACUUAAUGACUUGUAUUCCUUAGAUUUUGAUACAAUGGUAUGGUCAAGAGUGAAGACUCAUGGUCCUCACCCAUCACCUCGAGCUGGUUGCAGCGGAACUCUCUGUGGAACUAAGUGGUACAUAGCUGGCGGUGCAAGCAAGAAAAAACGACAUGCUGAAACCUGGGCUUUUGAUGUUCUACAAUCUAAGUGGUCUGUUUGUGUAGUACCCCCUAGUUCAUCAAUUACUACAAAAAAAGGUUUCAGCAUGGUUCCUUUCUACCACAGGGACAAGAUUGCUCUUAUUGCAUUUGGAGGGAACAAAAAAGAGCCAUCCAACAAGGUUGAAGUAUUAGUGGUACUGCAAAAUGAGCAUUCUUUUAGUUGGCGUUCAGCCCCACCAGAAGUGGACCGCGUGCUGUAUGAGUAUUCUCCAAGCAAUAAGGAGCUUGCUGAUCAUCUCAACAAAUGUGCCCCCUUGUACUCUAACAGUUCCAUCGCAAGGCAUAGUCUCACUUCUGUGAUAGAACACCCACCUAGAAGGGAACCCCUCUCUGAGUCAUUGUUGAAGCAGUCCAGUUUGGGCACUUCACUCCAUGGGCAGUUGGAUCAAGUAGAAGAGUGCAGCUUAGGUCAGAAACUGCAGAAACCAAUGGAUGAUGACAGAUACGAUGACGUCGAUGACUCUUCUUCAUGUCAAGAUAGAACUCCAAAAGGGCAUCGGAGCAAAAGGACAGGACCUGGUAUUCAGAAUGACAUAGCAGAAAAUAUAGUGACUGGAGGAUCAAAUGUGAGAAGGAUAGCUAGAUGCUCUUCAGAUGUUAGUCAGAGCCACUUAUACAACACAAAAAUAGCAGACUUAAUCAGAAGAAACACCACGCUCGAAGACCAGCUUUCGACCGCGCUGGCAAGCAAAGACCAGCUAGAGAAGAGCUUAUCGUCGGUCAUUCACAGCAGAGAACAGCUGGAGAAGAUGCUUGCCAACAAAGACAAGGAGGCUGAGAUGCUGAAAGAGAAGAUAGCAUGCUUAGAGCUGGCGCAGGAAGAGUCGAACAGCCUCUCGAACACGGUGCACGCUGAUAAUGUGCGCCUUGAACGUGAAGUGGCAUUCCUGAAGGCCGUCACAGAUGAAACCCAGAAGGAGCUGCAUUCCACUCGUAGGGUUUUAGCAGGAGAACAGUCACGCGCGUUCCAGCUCCAGGUUGAAGUGUUCCAUCUCAAGCAGAGGCUGCAAAUACUGGAGGGGAGAUCAGGAACACCCACCAAACAACCUCUAUAGGCUGUAGUGGUCACAUUUCUACAUUUUUGCACAGCAAUUGUUGCAAGUUUGUAACACCGCCAUGUAAAUGAUUCCGUGGUGACCGUUUAUGUGACCAACAGGUUUUGACAUGCUACCAUGUUAGAUCUGUAAUUUGUGGGACAUGAUAAAACUAUAAAUAGCUAACGGAUUGAACCGUGCUAUAUGUGUAGAUAUUGAUCUGUAAUUUGCGGGGACAUGGUUAUAGUUAACUGAAAGGUGGCAUCUGUUGGAAAUCAAAGUCAAGAAACAGUAUGUGAAUAUAGACUUUGAAUGGUGGCCAAAUUAAUGGAGGAGGAGGAGGAGAUUUCAAAAGUUCAAA
Molecule: messenger RNA, 3151 nt
Organism: Sorghum bicolor (sorghum)
Lineage: Eukaryota; Viridiplantae; Streptophyta; Magnoliopsida; Poales; Poaceae
Product: acyl-CoA-binding domain-containing protein 5
Exons: 17
Coding region: 865-2811 (648 amino acids)
Molecular function (GO): protein binding
Source: RefSeq, a predicted model, not a curated record